ACAACAAUUUAACAUUAAACCAGGAAGGUCCCAAAGACGUAGCCCUGGUAAGCAACAAAACCUUAAACAAGGCAAAAGAUAAUUUCUGCUUAACAGGUCUGCUUCAAUGGAACUCCCUAAAAAUCCUAGACCCACAACAUCUGUACCCAGAAAGUAUCCUCUCAUCGAAUUCCCCACCUCCCCACAACUUAUCGUGGGGGAAGAGAUGCUUCAUUUUAACCACCCACAACAUCCUCUAUCGAAACUGGACCUUCCAGACCACUUUACCUGCUCUGGCUGCAAGGAGUAUGGUGCAGGAAUGAGGUUCACUUGCCAACAAUGUGAUUUUCAGCUGCACGAGUUCUGUGCCCAUGCUCCUCCUGAUCUUAAGGACCACCCUUUCCACUACCUGCACCAGCUUACUUUCUAUUCUAAGCCAGGUAAAGAAGGGAAAUCAAAGUGUGAUGUUUGUUUCAAACCCGCCAAAGGGUAUGCUUUCCGAUGCAGUGCCUGUGGUUUCCAGAUGCACCCUUGCUGCGAGAGGCUUUCUUCGGAAACCAGCUUCUUAUGCCACCCUGCGCAUACCCUCAGACUUGUGCCCGCAAACAUGGCAGGCGCAAAUGGCGAUUCUGGUUUCGUGUGUGGCGUGUGCAAGAGGAAGAGGUCAGGCCGUGUGUUCCACUGCACUGUUUGUGGUUACCAUCUCCAUGCGGUUUGUGCUAAGAAUAUGGUUAAUGGGCUCUAUGCCAAUGGGAUCAAAGAUCUCGAAAAGCCCAGCAUGCUAGGGUCUGCCUUCCGGGUUGUAUCUAAAGUUGUCAUAGUGCUCUUUGAAGGGCUGGUCGAGGGUAUGGCAGAAGGUGUUGGAGAAGUUUUAGGUGAUAAUCUUGCCAGAGGAAAGGGCAGAAAUCGAAGUAGCUAGAACUAAGGGAAAUAAUUAAGGAAAAGAUAUUUUCGCUUGUUCUUGGAACAGAACGAUAUAUAUGCAAGUUGCUCAUGAUAUCUUAACAUGGAUAAAGUGUGGAGUGAUCAGAUCAGAAGGUGUAUUGUUAUUAUUGUUAAUUGUAUGUUUGUGUUGGGGGUGUCUUUUUCAUGCUGGUUGUGGAAAAGGCCGUUCCCUGCUAAAUUAAUGUGAAAUGACUUAAAUUGUCUGCUUAGCAAAGAUGUUUAAUUGGAG
Molecule: messenger RNA, 1153 nt
Organism: Juglans regia (Persian walnut)
Lineage: Eukaryota; Viridiplantae; Streptophyta; Magnoliopsida; Fagales; Juglandaceae
Product: diacylglycerol kinase theta
Exons: 2
Coding region: 107-898 (263 amino acids)
Source: RefSeq, a predicted model, not a curated record